CUGUUUGCGGCUGUUCUAACGGUCUGCCGCCCAAACAGCAGUAGAAGAAGGAGUGAGUGCGCAUUGCAGUGAAAAGCGGAUCGCGCUCGUUCUUCCCCCUCAUUCGACCUCCAUCGCAGCUCCCAGCAACUUCCCUUAAAUCUCCGUGAGAGACAAAGCUAUAGCAAAAAUGUCGGACGAGGGAAAAUUAUUCAUCGGAGGUCUGAGCUUCGAGACCAACGAGGACUCCCUGGCUGCGGCCUUCGGCAAAUACGGAACCAUCGAGAAGGUGGACGUGAUCAGAGACAAAGAAACCGGAAGAUCUCGUGGGUUUGGCUUCGUAAAAUACGACAAUGCAGAGGACGCUAAAGACGCGCUGGACGCCAUGAAUGGAAAGACGCUGGAUGGACGUGCUAUUCGGGUGGAUGAAGCUGGAAAGGGAGGGCGCUCCAGAGGCGGUUUUGGCUCCGGCCCACGAGGAGGCAGAUUUAGCGGCUCCAGAGGGAGAGGUGGGCGUGGUUAUUCCCGAGGUGGAUAUGGUGGAGACAGAGGGUAUGGAGACAGGAGUUAUGGUGACAGAAGCUUUGGUGGUGGAGACAGGAGCUUUGGUGGCAGUGGAUACAGGAGUGGAGGAUAUUCCUCAGGCGGCUACAGGGAAAACAGGGGGCAGGGUGGAUAUGGUGAGCGUUCAGGAUCUGGAUCCUACCGCGAUGGAUACGACAGCUAUGCUACACAUGAGUAAACAUCUCCCUGAUUCAAGAUCUUCACUUGGCUGGCUGUUUUUCAAAGAUGCGCUCCUCAAGAAAAAUGUCCACGUGUUUGCUGACCUUAGUUCUGUAGUUUUGUUGUAAUAGUUCAGCAUCUUUAAAAAGAAGAAAAAUGUAGCAAUGGGUUCUGGUCAUUCCUGUUACAAAUUACAGUUCAAGAAUCUUAACCAUGCUUAAUUGGACUCAUUUCUCAAAGAUCGUGCAACAAAAGGCAUCUGUAAUCUGAUACUGUAAAGUCCCAUUUUUGGGGAUCAAAACAGUUCUCAACAUGGCUUUUCAUUGAACAGCCACUACCAUUGCUCUAAACUUUGUCCAGCACUUGAAGUGCUUCCUGAUUUGAUUCCUUUUCUUAUAUAUUGCAAUAUCUGGGGCUUGUUUGUGUUCCUUAUUUUCCCCCUCAGUCUCUGACUGACCUACCUCCUGCCAGGUUUUAAACUGAGAGGAAAGAUAUAUGCUCAUAAACAGACUUUUGGGAGACUUGAUGCUAAAUUCAAAUUAAUAUUAAAAAAGAAGAAAAAAAACCUUAGUUUAACUGAGGCUCCUGUUUGUUCAAUUUCCCAAAAGAGUGAAUUCCUUUCAGACUGGUGAACUACACAUCCGAAGUGGCCGGCUGUUCAUGAAGUUGCAAAUUGCAGCAUGCUACAGUCUGUCCAAGGUAUCUUCUGUGCUCUGCUCAACAUCUGCAUUUUUAAUGUGCUGUAAAAUGGACUAAUCUUGUUUAAAGUGAUCGAGAAAUGUAUCUUUGUUUCCCUAAAGCUAUAUAUAUCUCAAACCGGGAACAGUUUUGUACUUUUUGUUCUUUGUAUGAUCAACUUUUUUUUUUGUCAGUUUGGCUUCAUGGAGCCUAUUAAACAAAUUGUGGAAAAUGA
This is a messenger RNA of Oreochromis niloticus (Nile tilapia), 1615 nucleotides long. It is a transcript of the gene cirbpa, whose product is annotated as cold inducible RNA binding protein a. Lineage: Eukaryota; Metazoa; Chordata; Actinopteri; Cichliformes; Cichlidae. The coding region runs from base 170 to 721 and encodes 183 amino acids. The record is from RefSeq and is a predicted model, not a curated record. Gene Ontology annotation, molecular function: RNA binding. The transcript is spliced from 7 exons.